UUUCAGAGCACAGUUUCUCUCGGACUUUCACUGGAUUUAGACCAAAACUGCGCUAAAACCAAAGGAACUAUCCACCAGAAAUAAACCAGGAAAUACUAAUCUCACCUGUUAUGCUGCUUUUUCCCAUCUAAAGUCUGCUCAGGUGUAGAGGAUGCAUAUGACCCGCAGCCCCACCUCCCCUUCCGCCCUGGCUCUGCCUCCCUCACACAUGACCCCGCCCCCCUCAGGUGUGUCUCCAGGUGAGGCUCUAGACCUGAGCAUCAGCGGCUCUCAGAUCACCAUGAUGGCCAGGCGACCUAGCAGUGCCUCGCCUGGAAAGACUGGGAAAACCUUCAGUCGUUCAGUGUCUGUGAUUGGAGAAACUAGGAAGCACCGGAACACCCUGGCUGAUUCUUUGGGAGGUUCUCGUUCCAUAAAGAAUCUUCGACGUUCCAACAGCACGACUCAGGUCAACCACACCAUCGGAGGGCGCCACAGCCCCGAGGUCAGAGAUGAGUACCUGUCUCUGCUCAAUGAUGGACGCAAGAAACUCAGUCCAGACACCACCACCUGGAACAUACUGGAUGAGCAGCCCAGAGUCCUUAUCCAGCCCAGUCCUCGGUCUAGCAGCAGUCUGGACUCUCAAAGCGGAAACAAGAAACGAGAGGCCGGGGUUUGCCUGGCUGCGACCUUCACUGCUAACAACAGGAGUAACAAAGGAGCCGUGGGGAACUCUGUGAGCACCAUUUUACACAACAACCACCACAACACGGACAAACCUCUGACCCCAAAAAGUUCCAACCAGCGCCCGUCAUUCAAUAACCUCUUAAAGGCCGGUGAUGGUGCUGGUGAGAGCUCCUCCGUCACUAAAUCCCAAAAGAACUUCAGCUCCUGCAGCCCUGUGCUCAGUGCUGCCCCCCACAGGAGACAGGAGGCCACAGAGGAGGAGGCAGAGAGGUUCAUUGAGCAGGUGAACCACGCGGCCAUCACCAUCCAGCGCUGGUAUAGACUCCAGAGGCAGAGGAGACAAAGCAACCAGACCCUCAACCAAACACACCACAGCCAGCCCCAGCCCCCGGUCCAGAGCGAGCUGCACCAACUGCUCAGCUCCAAGAGGAAGGAAAUGGAGCAGAGGAAGUUGGGGGACCGCAAGUCUGAGCAGCACAAAGACGAGGAGCGGAGGAGGGUCAGAGAGGAGAAGGCUCGGCUCGCCAGGCUACAGGCCAUCCAGGAGCUGCAGCAAAAGAGAACUCAGCGUUCUUUAGAGCCUCAGUUUAACUCUGUGGAAGCCGAACCAUCCAGGAACUCAGGGAGCAAGAGAGGAUUCAAGGUUGGAUCUGAGACCAGACUGGAGACCAGACCAGAGUCCAGACCGAAGACCAGACCAGAGACCGGGGUCCAGACCAGAGUUAUACCAGAGUCUCCAGGGGAUAAGACCCAGAACCACAAUGAUGCUCAGCUGAACAUUGACCUAUCAGACCUGACCUUCAGUGCAGUGUCUCCCACCUUGUCCAAUCACAGACGCUGUACCUGUGAACAGCGCACCUGCACAGAACCAGUGCCUGAGCCAGUCCGACUGAGUGUGAGCCGAAAGAAGCCUCCUCUCAUCUGUGCUCCCAGCCACAGUCCUGCAUUUACCGCUAAUGCAAAUACAAGCACUACUGCUGCAAACACUACUACUACUAACACUACUUCUGCAAACAGGAGUCCGGCUGCUCCUCUGUCACCCAGCGACAACAAGGCCAACAACACAGACACUCACCUGAACAUCGACCUAUCAGAUCUGACCUUUAGAGCAGUGUCUCCAACCUCAUCCAAUCACAGAGGCUCGAACUGUGAACAGCCUCUGGGCCAUGGCCCGGUGAGCCCCUCAGAGCAGAGUCGGCCUCAGUCUAAGAACACUCUGACCGAGCUGCUGGACUCUCUCAGACUGUUAGAGGAGGAGCCCUGUAAACUCCAGAGCAACAAGAAGAGCUACUGCAAGGACAACUACACAGGGACACAGGACGUAGACUCCCCUUCUCUGACGGCAGAUAACCUCCAGCGCCACGUGCUGCAGAGCUUCCCUCCUCCUGACGGGGGCGCUCUCUUGUCUGAGGCUAAGCUGCAGAGCAUCAUGAGCUUCCUGGACGAGAUGGAGCAGAGCGAACAGGAGAGACCGCGCUCCGCCACCUCGGGGUCGCACAAAGAGAUGUUGUUAUCAGAGGAUGAGUUGUUGGCAGUGGAGCAGGCGUCGGCCACAGCAGCAGAACUGAACGGGAACAUGACCAGGAUCAGACUGGAGCUGGAGGAGAAGAACCGCUCUGUCCACAUGCUACAGGCUGCUCUGGCCCAGCAGAGGGAGCUGACAGUGCGUCACAUCAAAGAAACUGAGAAAGAACUCAACAGGAACUUUCAACUUCAGAAAGAACAAUAUGAGUCUACUAUACAGAGGCAUCUGGCAUUUAUAGACCAGCUGAUCAGUGAUAAGAAGAGCCUGAGUGAGCGCUGUGAGGGAGUGGUGUCUGAGCUCAAACAGGUGGACUCCAAGUACACCAAGAAGAUCCAGCAGAUGCAGGAACAACAUGAUAUGGUGUGGCAGGUACUGGGGCCUUUGUGUGAGGAGAUAAAGAAGCUGAAGGAGCUGAUGGCCGCCACUGAGAAAGUUCGACGAGAAAAAUGGAUCGAUGAGAAGACCAAGAAAAUCAAAGAGAUCACUGUCAAAGGUCUGGAGCCUGAGAUCCAGAGGCUGAUCUCGAGACACAAACAGGAGCUGAACAAACUGAGGUCUCUGCAUGAGGCCGAGCUGCUGCAGGCCGACGAGAGAGCGGCUCUGAAGUAUAUACAGCAGACAGAAGAGCUGAGAGAAAGACUGGAACGAGAGAGGGAAGCACUGUGUGAGAGGGAGAGAGAGAACGUCAAGAGCAGGUACGAGAAGCAGCUCCAGGAGGAAGAGCUGUCUCUGCAGCAACAGAGGAGACGUUUGUACAAAGAGGUUUCAGACGAGAAGGAGAGACUGGCACAUCUUGCAUCACGUCAACGUGCAGAGCUGGAGGAGCUCAGGAGACAUCUGGAGGAGAACAGCUCUGUGGCCUCACGAGCUCUGAGAGAAGAACUAGAGAAGAGCCGCGAGGAGCAGGAGAGAAGACACCAGCUGGAGAUGAAGGCUCUGCAGGAGCGACUGGAGCUGGAGAGACAGACGUGGGAGGACACCUACAAGACCAAACAACAGGCGUGGCUCCGGAGCCAAGAGCGAGAGAUGAAAGAAGAGCUGAGGAGAGAGAGAGACAAAGAGAUAGAACUGGCCAUCUGGACUCUAGAGGAGCAGACAAGUAAAGAGAGGGAGGAGAGCGAGCGAGCAGUGGAAAACAGAGUGAAGCGUGUGAGGGAGAAGUACGAGGCUGAGCUGCAGGAGCUGGAGCGCUCUGAGAGGAGCUCUGUGGAGAAACACCAGGAAACACGACAGAAACUACUGCAGCGAGAAGAAGAGCUGAUGAGAGCCACAUCUGAGCUACGGCUCAAAGACCAGACCAUCCAGGGUCUAAAACAGACUUGUGAUAAGCUGACUUCAGAGCGUCACAGUCUGGCUGAAGUGAUCCGUGAGGAGUUUGCAGAACGUUUGGUCCAAACGGAGGUAGAGAACCGACAACUUAAGACGAGUGUGAGUGAGCUGAGAGCGAGACUCAGGCUCGAGCUGGAGAGAGUCACCAGAGAGAAGGAGGAGGAACUCAGCCAAGUACAUGAGAGAGUGAAGGCAGCCAUUUUGAAGAAAGAAGAAACUGUGAAUAGUCUGCGUAAACAGCACGAGGCUGCACUAAAGCGAGCCGACCACCUGGAGGCGCUAUGGGAGCAGCAGAGGAAGCAGCUCCUGGAGAAGUGACCGGGAGUCUAACCCACAACCUUCAGAAUCUCCCCUGUCGUUUAAAGAGAAAAAAAAAGAUGAAUAUAGAAAGUAUUUGUGCCAAAACAAAAUCUAUGGGAAACACUGCUGACCCACAAC
Molecule: messenger RNA, 3958 nt
Organism: Periophthalmus magnuspinnatus
Lineage: Eukaryota; Metazoa; Chordata; Actinopteri; Gobiiformes; Gobiidae
Gene: cep131
Product: centrosomal protein 131
Exons: 29
Coding region: 152-3838 (1228 amino acids)
Biological process (GO): regulation of centrosome duplication; intraciliary transport involved in cilium assembly; cilium assembly
Cellular component (GO): centriolar satellite
Source: RefSeq, a predicted model, not a curated record